Messenger RNA from Chroicocephalus ridibundus (black-headed gull), 1801 nucleotides. It is a transcript of the gene CLCF1, whose product is annotated as cardiotrophin like cytokine factor 1. The transcript is spliced from 4 exons. Gene Ontology annotation, biological process: positive regulation of B cell proliferation; positive regulation of tyrosine phosphorylation of STAT protein; cell surface receptor signaling pathway via JAK-STAT. Bases 1 to 834 code for a protein of 277 amino acids. NCBI's taxonomy places the organism in Eukaryota, Metazoa, Chordata, Aves, Charadriiformes, Laridae. Gene Ontology annotation, cellular component: extracellular region; CNTFR-CLCF1 complex; CRLF-CLCF1 complex. The record is from RefSeq and is a predicted model, not a curated record. Gene Ontology annotation, molecular function: cytokine activity.
AUGUCGUGCAUGGGCGAUGACGGGGACCCGGCCGGCGGUUUCCGGCGGCUUCGGCAAAGGUCACCCCACGCCCCGGCCACCCCCGGGGGUCCCUUUCUCAGCCCCUCACCCCGUUCCCUAUGGCCGGGGGGGUCCGGUAGCCCCGUGGGAUGCCCAGCCCGCCCCGGCAUUGAUGGAGACUCUUGGGGGAUCUUCACCUUCCUGUGCGCCGCGCUCUGCAACCUGCCGGCGCUGCCCGCCCUGAACUGCAGCGAGGAGCUGGGCGCCGGCCAGUCCAUCCAAAAAACCUACGACCUGACCCGUUACCUGGAGCACCAGCUCCGCACCCUCGCCGGCACCUACCUGAACUACCUGGGCCCCCCCUUCAAUGAGCCCGACUUCAACCCCCCGCGGCUGGCGCGCGCCGAACGGGUGCCCAGCGCCACCGUGGACUUGGACCUGUGGCGAGGGCUGACGGAUAACGCCCGCUUGGCCGCCAACUACCGGGCCUACAGCCGCCUCCUCUGCUACCUGCGGGCGCUGGACGGGCAGGCGGGCACCGCCGAGCUGCGCCACCGCCUGGGGCACUUCUGCUCCAGCCUCCAAGGGUUGGUGCUCAGCAUCGCCGGCGUCAUGUCUUCCUUGGGUUACCCCCUGCCCGCCGGGCCCGCCGGCCCCCCGGCCUCCCCCGGCACCCCCGUGGCCCCCAACGACUUCCUCAAGAAGAUGGAUGAUUUCUGGUUGCUGAAGGAGCUGCAGACCUGGCUGUGGCGCUCGGCCAAGGACUUCAACCGCCUCAAGAAGAAGGUGCCACCCGCCGUGGUGACGCUGCGCCUGGAGGCGAGGGGUUUCUGAGCCCCCUCCCGAUGUGUGUGUGUGUGUGUCCCCCCCCCGACUCCCCGGGAUGGGGCUCCUCACCCCAACAGGCCACCACGUGUCCCCACCGUCACCACGCUGUGCCUUGCGGGAUGGGGUUCCUGACCCAAAGUGCCACCACAGCCACCCACGUCACCUCUCCAUCACCGCUGCGCCUUAAGGGACAGGGCGCCUGACCCCAGAGUGCCACCGAAGCCACCCAUGUCCCCUCUCCGUCACCACACCGUGCCUUGUGGGAUGGCUGUCCUGACCCCAAGCACCACGACGGCCACCCCACAUCCCCACCAUCGCCACGCUGUGCCUUGUGGGAUGGGGUUCCUGACCCCAAAGUGCAACCAAAGCCACCCAUGUCCACUCUCCGUCACCAGUGUCCCUUGAGAAAUGGGGCUCCUCACCCCAAGUGCCACCGAAGCCACCCCACAUCCUCAUCAUCGCCUCCUUGUGCCUUAAAGGAUGGGGCUCCUGACCCCAAAGUGCCACCAAAGCCACCCCACAGCCCCCCCCCAUCAUCACAGUGCCUUAAGGGAUGGGGCUCCUGACCCCCAAGUGCCACCAAAGCCACCUCGUAUCCUCCCUGUCACCACGUUGUGCCUUAAGGGAUGGGGAUCCUGACCCCAAAGUGCCACCAAAGCCACCCCACAGCCCCCCCCCCAUCAUCACAGUGCCUUAAGGGAUAGGGCUCCUGACCCCCAAGUGCCACCAAAGCCACUCGUGUCCCUCCUCCAUCCUCGAUGUCCCUUGAGAAAUGGGGCUUCUGACCCCAAAGUGCCACCAAAGCCACCGAUGUCCCACCCAUCGUGUGCCUUGAUGGGGGGGUGGGGGGGGGUGGGGGUCGGUGCCACCGCGGUGUCCCCACCUCCGUGCUGUGCCCCCCCCCCCGACCCCAGGCUGUCCCCAUUGUUCCCACACCCAGGGGGCUCAGGGGGGUGGGGGGGGGAGUGGGGGG